GAAAAAUCAAUCAGAACUACUAGUGUUGAUGCCCGCGGCACCGCGGAUAUAUUCUCGUUUAAAUCUUUCUAUCUAUGUGUAUGUGCUCAACUCGUUUUCCCCGACCAACGUCACCCGCCGAAGUUUGAGUGCUAUGUACGAUCGUAGUUUCUACUAAGUGAUUUGUUCGUUGCGUAGUUUUUUGCGAUAAUAGGUGCAGCAAGGACUGGCAUCUAUUUAGGUAUUGGUUUUACCCACUUCACACCUACUUGCAGGAGGAUGCUGACCUCUACCGCUGGGCGCGCUAUGCAGCACGUCGUUCGAAUGCUUCUGGUGCCGGCGCCGGGGUCUUUGGUACUACAAAGUUUUCUGCCAAGAUUAUCCUUGGGAUACACCUUCCGUACCGGUUUGAAAAGAAGCUCCCGCCACGUUAAGACCCUUCCGGUGACGACGAAGAAAGCAAGUGCAAGACCGAUUCUACCCAGGAGAGAAAGGACGCGGCGACAGCAAAAAAAGACGAAAGAAGAGUAUAGCACGCACGAAAAUUUCCUUCAAGCCAGCUCUUCCAUCAAGCAGCAACGCCGUCUACAGUACGAAGAGCGUAAAAUAAGAACAAAGCAUGGCAUAGUUGAGCGCAACCAAGACGGGAGCUCCGGCAUCACGUCUAACCCCAAAAGUGAUAGCACCGAAAAGUACAGUGGGCAAAGUUACAGCACGGGUAAAGAUUUGGUUCCUCCACUCGCUCCGACUGCAAGUUUACUGCAAAUGAGUUUCAAGAAGGACCAGGACCAGGAGCAAUUGCAAUACGCCGCACAGGAUUAUUUGGACAGGACGGAAGAAAAUGUGCUGGCUUUGCGGAAUGAAAUACUGGACAUCGCAACCACUUGCGCAGGCAACCCUCAAUAUUAUGCUCCGCAAGAGGAAGCCUAUGCUUCGUUGGGGGUCUGCGAUGCGCAUGCGACGGAUGGUGGCUGUUUUGAGUUCAAGAAUAGAGUCGUUGUGAAUUACAACAAAGUAGGGAUCCGAGACAACGCGGAGUGCUUGCAGCGCGGCAUUGCGCGCCUUUUCCUAGAUGAAGCCCACAAGGACUCGUCCGAUGCGCUUCUGCGACAGCCGAUCACACAGGACACGAAGGAUUUGGCGAGCUCGGAUCUUGGCUUUGCAACCGUGGUGCUCGAGCCCAGCAGUGGCACAACGCCUGCAUCUUCGAGGGAUACUAGUGUUGCGGUCGUGCGUUGGCCGCAUUCGCACAGUGAAGAAAUGAAGGUCAACCACGCCUACACGGCACCAGCGGACGCCGCGCACGAGGUCUUGCAGUCAAGAGUGGAAGAUGGUAAGGAGGUCAAGUAUCUGCAGAACCCGCUGCGGAAUCACGAUUCGAGAAGUAUCAACGCGCCCUGGUACGUGCGGACGCGAACCGGGGGCGUCAGAAAGAACGUCGUGUUGUCUUUGGACGUAUCGAAAUCGAUGGAGCUCAGUGAUUCCUGGCCGAUCGCGCUGGAUGCCGUCAAAGCAGUGCUCGACUCCCUGGAUAUCAGAGACCGGUUUUUUGUCUCCACGUUCGAACACACCGUGCAAUUUUCCGCAUUCGAGUUUGUGCACGCGACGCCAGCAAACGUCGCACGUGUCAAGCAGUUGCUAGAAAACAAGUAUCCGUUUGGGGGCAUAAACGUGCGUCCCGACUCGGAGUUCGCUAUUGGCACGUCGAUUGUGAUCGGUACGCUGGGCGUGGUGCCAGGGGCAUGGCGUGACAAGUUUCGGGAUAGUAACGACGGCGCGGAUCCUAGGAAGUGGAAAUUUGCUGUUGCAGUUUUUGUUCCUGCUGUGCUUCAUCCCCGCACAGAAGUGGUGGCCACCUCACGGCUAGUCAAUUUCUCUUGCAUGACGUUGAAUUAGAAUUGAUGCUGAAGUUGGUGUAUCAUUGCACGAGACGAAAAAUGAUGUGCAAUGUCACCCCCACACCAUGGAAGCAGCAAUUGUACUAUCUGCUUUAUUGCAUUUCCAUCGUCGAAAAAAACAACAAGCGAAUCAAGCGAUGACAAUCUGCAUGCUGAUCCCCAUGAUCUUCAGCAUGGCGAAGAAGAUUAUAGAAAAAGGAAUCACAUAAUCAUUUGUUUCUCACACAACGGACAUAUAUACGUCUACGUCCGGGUUAGAGGCUGGAGAACGAACCAGCAACGCAGUAAAUUUCCAUUGCAUACAAUCCCCUGCUGUGGGCUUACCACCGGACGGUCAUUUAGCGGAUAGGACGUGUCCAUCGAAGUCGUCCACUGUGUGUGAACAGACUGUCGUGUUAAUCAUGACCGAUGAAGACUACAGCGAUCAGUACGCGAGAGAUGGCUCUGGCGAGCUGUUGAGCCACUGGGAUGGCCUUGACCAUUGGGACCAACAUGGAACUGCGAUUACGUGGCAUGGCUACGAUACGUGGAUCAAAGAUCUGCUACAAAGUACAGCGCGAAUAACAGGCUCACAGGGUCAGCAGGGAGGAGCUUCUCAGGAGCCGGCUGUGUACCUAGACAUCUAUAGGUUUUACCGCGAGGAAGAAGAGCCACCGAUCGAUCUGAGCCAAAAAGUAUACACAGACAUCACUGCGCAGUUCGGUGGCGAGGUAAGGCUGGCGAAGCACAGCGACAACGAAUUGCUACAGUCGAUGGGAACCUAUUGGCGGAGACUGCGGGACGCUGGGGCUUCAGAAGAGAGCCCCAGCACUUCUAUCAUUUGGUCCGCCCAUGAGGACGUGGAAGGGUACCACCUGAAUGCCUGUGUAGCGAUCGACCUCCGCGGGACCAGUGAUUUGCAAGGCGUUGUCUGUCUCGACCCGCGCGCUGCGUUAUCGCUCAGCAUGCAGCAGUUACGAUGUUUGGAAGGUUUUGACGUGGCUGUAACCGAAAUGCUUGCGCGGACCGAUGCCGGUACGUGCAGCAUAAAUUCGCAACAGGCGGUGCGGGAAGCAUACUGCGAAAAUUUAGAAGCGAGCCUGGCCGGCUCAGGGGGUUACAACGUUGUGGUGCCGUAUCAACUGAUAUUGGGAGACAACUGGAGCUCAUGGAAUGAGCUGUCUGCUGCGACCGAAGAGGACUGUGCGGAGCCCUCCGCGUGUCCCGACCAAAAACGAGUGAAAUUCACAUCGAGCUGGCAGAGGCAUCGCGGACAACUCUUAGACGCCAUGAGCGCGGGAAUCCUCACCGCCGGGCCUGCGAACUGUGCGACCGAUACCGAGGGGGGCGGGGACGGGUCGUGCACCGCAGCUGCGCGAUACAUCCGGAACAACUUAUAUCCGGAUCCAGACCUGCAAGAGUCACAGUCAACUGGGACAAUCCACUACGACGAGUUGAAACAGCUCCCGCUUCCGGGGGGAAACCAGAAUAUAUGCACCGAAACUCGAACUCCGCCUCCGCCGGGCGACCUAGACGAAGGUACGUCCCCCGUGGAUGGCGGUUCCGGUUCCAGUCCGGAUGGUUCCGUGGGCGCUGGAAGCCCUGGGGAUCCGAGUGGGGCUGGCAA
Amoebophrya sp. A120 is the source of this 3483-nucleotide messenger RNA. Lineage: Eukaryota; Dinophyceae; Syndiniales; Amoebophryaceae. The record is from the annotation of a GenBank genome assembly.